Messenger RNA from Schistocerca cancellata (South American locust), 718 nucleotides. RefSeq lists its product as uncharacterized. The record is from RefSeq and is a predicted model, not a curated record. NCBI's taxonomy places the organism in Eukaryota, Metazoa, Arthropoda, Insecta, Orthoptera, Acrididae. Bases 83 to 592 code for a protein of 169 amino acids. The transcript is spliced from 2 exons.
AAGAACGGUUCAAGGUAAGGGCCCAGCGGUUAAAAGCGAAAGAACGCCUCACUGCGGUUCUCAGUCCAGCUCACGCAGCCACAUGGCCAAGCUACUGAUGGUUAUAGCGACGGUGGCAUGGUUUGCCACCACCUCAAACGCACAGUUUGGAGGAGGUAAACGACCUCUAGACCCCGGAUUUAGCAAGCCUGUCAAAGAUCCAAACUAUGACAGACCAGCCAGUGUAGGAGAUCCAGGUUUCACCAGGCCUGUCAAGGACCCAGAAUACAACAGACCAGCCAGUAUUGGGGACCCAGGUUUCACCAGGCCUGUCAAAGAUCCAAACUAUGACAGACCAGCCAGUGUAGGAGAUCCAGGCUUCACCAGGCCUGUCAAGGACCCAGAAUACAACAGACCAGCCAGUAUUGGGGACCCAGGUUUCACCAGGCCUGUCAAGGAUCCAGAAUACAACAGACCAGCCAGUGUAGGGGACCCAGGCUUCACCAGGCCAAUCAAGGACCCAGAAUACAACAGACCAGCCAGUGUAGGAGACCCAGGUUUCACCAGACCUGGAAAUGUAAACUCUGGACUCUUGCGACCAAUUGGUCAAUGAUCUGGCAGGCAGCAGUUAGCUCAUCAUUGACUUUCUUCGCCUGCCUGCGACUAAACAAUGCAUAUUAUGUCAAUUAACUGUAACUUUCAUUAUGUACAAUAACAUAAUAAAUAUUUUGCAAAAUCA